AGCGCCGUAGGGCAGCGCCGUAGGGCAGCGCCGCGGCGGGCGCAGGCAGGGGCCGAGCCGCCGGAGCUCCGCGGGCCCGCACCCGCUGCCGUGCCGGGCUGCCCGCGCUGGCGGGGCUCGGCGGCGGGAGGAGCCGCUGCUGCGGUGGCGCUGCCGCGCCGGCUGUCGCGGCAUGGGCCUCCCGGAGCUGGCGGUGUGGCUGCUGGCGGCGGCGGGGCUGGUGCGCGAGUCCCUGCAAGGAGAGUUCCAAAGGAAGCUUUACAAGGAGCUGCUGAAAAAUUACAACCCUCUGGAGCGACCGGUUGCAAAUGAUUCCCAGCCACUCACUGUCUAUUUCACUCUCAGCCUCAUGCAGAUCAUGGAUGUGGAUGAAAAGAAUCAAGUAUUAACAACAAACAUCUGGCUACAAAUGUACUGGACAGAUCACUAUCUGCAGUGGAACGUGUCUGAAUACCCAGGUGUGAAGAAUGUCCGUUUUCCUGAUGGACUGAUUUGGAAGCCAGAUAUUCUUCUCUAUAACAGCGCCGAUGAAAGGUUUGACGCUACGUUUCACACUAACGUUUUAGUCAAUUCCUCAGGACACUGCCAGUAUCUGCCACCAGGUAUAUUCAAAAGCUCAUGCUACAUAGAUGUGCGCUGGUUUCCCUUUGAUGUUCAGAAGUGUAACCUGAAGUUUGGAUCCUGGACUUACGGAGGCUGGUCCUUGGACUUACAAAUGCAAGAAGCAGAUAUAUCUGGCUAUAUUUCCAAUGGAGAGUGGGAUUUAGUAGGUGUUCCUGGGAAAAGAACUGAGAGUUUUUAUGAGUGUUGUAAAGAACCCUACCCAGACGUAACGUUCACAGUAACUAUGAGACGCAGGACUCUCUAUUACGGCCUCAAUCUUCUUAUUCCUUGUGUACUGAUAUCGGCACUUGCUUUGUUAGUUUUUCUGCUUCCAGCAGACUCGGGAGAAAAGAUCUCACUAGGUAUAACAGUCUUAUUGUCUCUCACUGUCUUCAUGUUACUUGUGGCUGAAAUUAUGCCAGCAACAUCUGAUUCUGUGCCCUUAAUUGCUCAGUAUUUUGCCAGCACUAUGAUUAUUGUUGGCCUUUCUGUUGUUGUCACUGUUAUUGUUCUACAAUACCAUCAUCAUGAUCCAGAUGGGGGCAAAAUGCCUAAAUGGACAAGAAUCAUCCUUCUCAACUGGUGUGCUUGGUUUCUGAGGAUGAAAAGACCAGGGGAAGACAAAGUGCGUCCUGCCUGUCAACACAAACAGCGUCGGUGUAGCCUGUCAAGUGUGGAGUUGAACACUGUGAGUGGACAGCAAUCCAGUAACGGGAAUAUGCUCUACAUUGGGUUUAGGGGGCUGGAAGGGGUUCACUGCACACCUACCACUGAUUCAGGGGUGAUCUGUGGGAGGAUGACCUGCUCACCAACAGAUGAAGAAAACCUGCUGCACAGUGGCCACCCCUCUGAAGGUGACCCAGAUUUGGCUAAGAUCUUGGAAGAGGUCAGGUACAUUGCAAACCGCUUCAGAGACCAGGAUGAAGAGGAGGCCGUUUGCAAUGAAUGGAAGUUUGCAGCCUCCGUAGUGGAUCGGCUCUGCCUGAUGGCUUUUUCAGUCUUCACGAUCAUUUGUACAAUUGGUAUUCUAAUGUCGGCACCAAACUUUGUAGAGGCUGUGUCUAAAGAUUUUGCUUAAUUCCUAACUAAAAUCUGAUUCUCUGAAGUAUGAUAUGUAGCAAAUAAGAGUGUGUUUUUUUUGUCUGAUCGCUUGUUUUUAAUGAGUAUACUGCUUCUCAUUGUCCACUUUCUUUUGCCCCCCUUUCUGGUCCUGAGCUCCUUUCGAAGAGUGGCACCAUUUCAGAAGGGAAGCCAGGGAUUUCUCCCUGGGCUGCCUGUGCACAGCUCCUCUGAGCACUCUCCUGUGGUAGAUGGAAGUGACAUAUACCCUUCUGAAUGACAGGGUAUCGCACCACCCUCUCUUCACAUUUGUGAAGUGGCUGUUACAAAACAACAGGUAGGCAAUGCCAGAAAUGUCACUUCUUCAGACUUUGUUAGAAAAGAUAGAAGGUGGUCCCUUUUAACUGUCAGAAUGAGUGACUGUAAACACCUCUGUUUAGGAGAGGAUUAAACUCAAAUAGGUGGAAGCUCAAACAGUGGAGAGAAAAGGGAGAAAUCACUGUUUUUUCAGUUACUGCUUCUUACUGAGUCAUGGUAUCUAGCUCUUCAGCUCACUCAUAACCAGUCAGAUCCGUAACUCCCUGCAUCUUACAGAGAGCAUAUGUGACUUUGCAGCAUUCCGAGUUCACCUGAGACACCAAAACCCUGAAAGUUAAGAUGAUACAGAACAUAACUUGUCCUUCUAUAUCUUUCUGGAUUUGACCUAGAAGUUUGGGCUGAAUUCUUAAACAGGCAUCACAGUAAUUUUUGCACCAUUUCCUACUUCUCCCUAGAAAGACAUUCUUUCAACUGAUGACCUUUUAACUAUCAAAAAGAAAAUGAAGGAUUUAUGAUUCCUUUAUCCUCAACUUGUUUAAAAACACACACGCACACGCACAAUUGAUCUUUACUGUUAACUGGAAACUUGGAAAAAGUAACUUAGUAUCUUUUACAGGCUUAAGUGUAAAUGAAGAAUCUAAAGCAAAAAGAAGCCAUUAAAUCCUGAGAUCAAGUUUUUAAUUUAAAAAUUGUUUGUUCUGUUGCGUACUUAGCAUUUUAUAGACCUCCAUCUGUUGAGUCAUUAGAACAUGUCUUUACAAGAAAACUGCACCUUUUCUGCUCAGUUUAUCAUCUAAAGAGCACUAAUGAAAAAUAAAGCUUUCUUGGGUCUGAUAUAAACUGUGAACUGUAUAAAUAUAUAUUUAUAAACACACUGCAUAUAUGUCCAAGGAAAGGUUGAGACUUAAAUACACAUUCUCUUAAGUCUAGAUAGACAUUUGUAAAGACAAACCCAAUACUUUGUAACUUUAUGUUAUUUCUCAUUCUGAAAUUCUCCUGUCAAAAUAUGCGUAGUUUUCAUAUGACUUCGAUGUCUUAACGAGAAGGGCUGAGCUGAGAGUACCAGGACCUCAAACUCCUGGGUACAAACCAGCUGAGGAUCAGCCUCUUGCUGGCGCACCAGUACUCGUGACCAGUCAUCUAAGUGGUAACAGAUGUGCGAGAGGAUUACUUAGCACUGACUGCUUGCAUUAUCCUACAGAAUCCCCCCAACUUGUUGGCUGAGGUCUUCAGAGACACACACAUGGAGGCCUGUUGUAGCAUGUUUUUGCUGUAAAAGAAACUCAAGGCCUCCGUUUAUCUCAAACAGUUAAAAUGAAAUGAUGAAAUGCUUAUUCUCCCUAGGUAAAAAUUUCCUUCUUAAAGUCUGCUCUCCUGAGAGCAGGAGAGCCAAAUUUCAUGUAAACCAAGCUCAGAGUCACCACAGGUACAGUGCAUCACCCGAGGGAACACCUUGCUCAAGCACCUUCAUGCCAGAGAAAAGGGCAGGAGGAGUGAAAGGAAGGCAAGAUAUUUCUUACAGUUUGUGAAUUCUGUCUUCCUAAAGGUUCAUUCAGAAUCUCACACUAUGAAGUCAGGAGCAAAGCAUUCAAAUCCUUUUUGAAAUCUCAUCUUGAAACCACGCCUCAGAUUUACCUGUGAAGAAGUUGUAUUUUCAGGACCAGUUAUUAAGAAUUAGCCAUGCAGUUAUCCCUGCAAAUAGUUUCCAGUUUGUAGAUUGCAUACAAAUAGAAACUACUAGUCCAAACUCUGAAGUACGAGUUUUGUUCAUUUGUGAAUAACUACACGUAUCAUGUGGCAUGUACUGCUCUUCUGAGUAAUGUUUCUAGACUAGGCAUCCUGAUGUGAAUGCUGAUUUGCAUUAGUAAUUUUUCCUUCUGCAAGUAUCCCUAAGUAGCUGCGUAGGGUGUUCCAUUUAGUCUUUGUAAAGUUUUGGGGUCCUCUUGGAGAAGAAUUUUUUAAGAAGAAAUUAAGACUUUUGGGGACUACCUUGUACAAUAGACACAACUAUUGCAACCAUAAUACAUGACGCAUGUAAUAUAGAAGCAUGACAGUAGCCCUCUUUCCACCAGAAUCCAUUUACAGUAUCUGUAGAAAUCAUCUUGCUAAAUACAGGAGUUCUUCACAGAAGGAUGGAGAAAGCAAUUUACAAUUUGACAGCAAACCUCAUUAUCAAUGACAGAGAUGCCUACGCUUAAAAACCCGAUACUGGUAUUUAGCCUUUAGUGAAGUCCUGCCAAAGUCUGUAACGUGGAGCUUGUAAAACUGUCACAGUUUGUAAUAAUGUCAGUGAAUACCAGGUGUUACACAAAGCAGCUGUAAGACACCAGCAUCAUGCCUACACCACUGCCUUUAUCAUUGGCAGGAUUAAUGAAAAUGCACCAAGGGGACAAGUGAAUCCUAAUUUUCCUGUUAACAGAACCUGUAAACGUUUGGUAAUAAGAUUAUUAUGAAUUUUAAAUACAACAGUGACAACUCAGUUACAUUAUUUUGCAUCUAUGAGUUAAAUGUUCCUAGAGCUGAGCAAAACUGGUUUGUUUCUUGUCAAAUCGUGUGCGUCAAAUAUAUUUGUGUAUGUGCUAAACAAUAUUUUGAUCUAAAUGCUGGGAAAAAUAUUUAUUUACAAUUCUGGGCACGGAGAUGGCAAUUAAAUACUGUAUACAGUACGUCUAUGUAUUAAAACCUACAUAUUGAUGGUAAGGAUCUGCUAUAAUCUUAAAGAGUCCAGAGAGAGGAUGAGUAAGUAGUUCACCACAACUAAGCUAUGACUUGUCUGACAAAUUCAAAAGCUCACUCUAGAGCUCAGCUGUCAUGUAUGAUACUACGUGUGAACAAUGUAUAUUACUUUUUCUGGUUUUAUAUUGAAUUGUAUUGAAUAUUUAAAAGACUUUUUAAUAUUUAAAAGGAUUUAAGUGUUAAUGCCAAAAGAGUUCCAAACAAAAUUUUAAAAGGUUUUAAAUACAGAUAAAUUAAACAGUAUUUAAAAUAUUAAAUUAUUUUAUAUAUGAAUUGAUACUACUAUGUAAGACUUGUUUUUAAGGUUUCUUCAAAUUCUCUUUACAUUCUCUCUAGCUGGAGGAUGUAAUCUCAGCUCACCUGCAACAAGUCAACGUUUCACCUUCUUUAACAAGAAAAGAAGGUAAACCAAAGUCCCAGAUUUUCUUUUCUUUUCUUUUGUUAUACUGUUUUUUACAUUAAGAAACACUGCAUAAAGGGCAUUAGAAAGAGUCGUUACAUCUGCCAGGUACUGAUUGUCAUUAAGAAAUUCAAUAACUUUUCAGUCCAGUACAAAUAAAAGAUUUAGAUCAAGAGACUUUU
Molecule: messenger RNA, 5298 nt
Organism: Falco peregrinus (peregrine falcon)
Lineage: Eukaryota; Metazoa; Chordata; Aves; Falconiformes; Falconidae
Gene: CHRNA7
Product: neuronal acetylcholine receptor subunit alpha-7
Exons: 10
Coding region: 173-1681 (502 amino acids)
Biological process (GO): nervous system process; chemical synaptic transmission; signal transduction
Cellular component (GO): postsynaptic membrane; neuron projection; synapse
Molecular function (GO): acetylcholine-gated monoatomic cation-selective channel activity; transmembrane signaling receptor activity
Source: RefSeq, a predicted model, not a curated record